CUCGCCGGGCACCGGCCGAAUCCCCCGCACCAUCCCACCAAAAAACCACGUGAAAACAACCCGCGUCUCGCACUCUCCGCGGCGCGCGCCUCCAUCCCCCUCCCACCGGCGACCCGGCCGCAUCCGCUCGCUCGCCCUGCUAUAUAACUAGCGGCCAGCUCUAGCUCGCUCUGACUCGUCCACCAUAUCCUCCUCUUCCGCCCUCGCCGUUCGUUCGUCCCGGUCCCGCCAGAAUUCUAUCUAUCCAGAGAAGAGAGCACCCUGCUUUCGUCGACUCAGAGGAGCACAACGCUCUCUGAGACUCUGCUUUGGUUCCAACUCGAUCCGAUCAUGGGGUUCCCGCUGGUAAGCUACUGCCUCGCGGUGCCGAAGCCGAUCGUCACCUUCUGCAAGGUGCUCAGCGUCAUCAGGGACGCCGUGCUGCUGAUGCUCGCCGUCGUGGGGCUCUGCCGCUUCCCGUUCGACGACAGCUCGCGCCGCUUGUCGGCGGAGGGCGCCCCGCGGCCCGAGGAGGUGAAGGCCAAGCUCCCCGCCGUGGAGUACGGCCAGCUCGUGGCCGAGCGGCUGGCGUCGUCCCCGAGCGGUGGGCGCGCGUCCUGCCACGGCGACCACGGUGACGGCGAGGAGGCCGAGUCAGUUGCUGCGUCGUCGACGUGCAUCGUGUGCCUGGAAGCGCUAGAGGCGGCGGACGAGGUGCGGCGGCUGGGCAACUGCGCGCACGCCUUCCACCGCGGCUGCAUCGACCGGUGGAUCGACCUUGGCCGGGGGACGUGCCCGCUGUGCCGGUCCGACCUGCUGCCGCGCCCACGGGGCCGGGGCGGGCUGGGCCGGCUCGCCAACCUCCUCACGCGCGUUUGGUGAGGACCUCUUCUUGGAGGGCAGUUUUGUCUUUUCGACGGCCGGGCCUCCAUCGCAGUCGCAGCCCAUCUCUAGCUAGGAGGAGGUGGUGGACUGGUGGUGCCGCCGGAAUGGCGCGGACAGGUUAGCGACGACGACAUGGCCGCCUGGUGGGAUAGCGCGGCAGCUCUGCUAUCUGAGCCAACCAUUCAUUAAUCGAUGGGGGCUUAAUUGGCAGCUGAUUAGCUCGACCCACCUGACAGUCACUGCUGGUGAAAACGCCUUUGGUACCGGCUCCAAACUCCCCUUUAGUAUCGGUUGUGCAAUCGGUAUUGCUAAGCCGAUCCUAAAGGGAUCCUUUAGUACUGGUUGGGGAGACCAACCGGUACUAAUUUGGUUGCCACGUCGCGCGUGGCCGAGGCCAAUUUUGUACCGGUUGGUCUCCCUAACUGGUACUAAAUUAUUUUUUUCUCUGUUUCUUUUCUCAUUUUCUUUUUUAUUUUUUUAUUCUAUAUUAGUAUUUCAUAUUUGUUUGCUUUA
Molecule: messenger RNA, 1377 nt
Organism: Setaria italica (foxtail millet)
Lineage: Eukaryota; Viridiplantae; Streptophyta; Magnoliopsida; Poales; Poaceae
Product: probable E3 ubiquitin-protein ligase RHA1A
Exons: 1
Coding region: 331-861 (176 amino acids)
Biological process (GO): protein ubiquitination
Molecular function (GO): ubiquitin protein ligase activity
Source: RefSeq, a predicted model, not a curated record